AUGGACCGAUCAAUAUCGCGGUUUCCUGAGCGUCGACCAUUCAUGUGGAGCAGCCCGGGGUCCGCAUCGCGCGAUGACGAAGACUUUUCCCGGUUCGACGUGCAUGCGCUGGCACGGGAAAGGAUAGGAAUAGGAGGCACAGAUGAAACUCUACUGGAUAUCUUUCUUGAUACUGCAGACUGCUCUGCAAGGCCCACAUACGAGCUACCUGUGUUCAGAAAAGUCUUUGGUGAGAGAGGAUUGGAAGACAUUCGCGACGGCCACCUUAAGAAUCCAACAGAGCCCGCCGCGUGGCUACAUGACAGAAACCGACAUAACCAACCGCGGCCAUAUAACGGAACUAUCACAGCCUCAAGAUUUUACGAGUUGACAAAAGAAAAUGUAGUUGUUUACUUUGAUGCGCUUACAGAUACAAGAAGGAUUUACCUUCCCAGCCCAACACUGGAUACUCUCGGAGUUCUGAUACUGAGAGCAUCUGAACACCAAGCUCCCGUUAUGAAAGACCUGAUCUUCAAAUAUCUCAAAGCCGACAACUCCAUUAAUCUACAUUCAACAGUUGGAGGCGAGGUUGGAGGAGAGUUUGUGUUGGGAUUCCAUAUGCCCUUUUUUGCCUGGAGAACAAAGGAGCCUCUCCGGGAAGAUCCGCGCCCAAUGUCUGAUGGCUCUAGGUUGAGGAAUCACAUUGACCUCACCUUUCUGUCGGAGUCGAAGAGCAAGAAAAUUCUCACUGAAGGGAAUGAGUAUCUCUACGAAGGCCAAUCAUCGGUUUGCAUUACUGGACGGAACACUGUCGUAUGGACUGCACUGUGCUUGGCCGACACCCACUUUGACAACCCAGACCCGAACAACGAGUAUCUCCUUUCGUUUUACGACAGUACGGAAGACUCAGAUUCAACUUCACUGCCAAUGGAUGCACUCAGCGUUGGCAGCCGGACCGCAAUCAACAUGUCCGGCUUAGAUCCACGAGAGUACUUUUUGCUGGUCGUGAAGUUUCGUGUUCAGAGAAUCAAAGAUGAAUGGAUCAAGAUCCUAUAUGAACUAAAAGACAGGACCAAUGCUUACCUUUAUGACCCUCACAUUCCCCUUCGUCGACGGAAGACGUCGCUUGGAACAGCUGCAGACGAAUCUCAAGAUGUGGAGAGAAGCGAAGCUUGGGUCAAGCAGUCCAGCCACUUGCUUACUCGUCUCAUCAACUGCAUCGCUGAGACCAUCGGCGUCUGGGAAAAGUUUGCCUCUCGAGACGCUGAGCGACUGAUUCACGGCACGGAUGAUGAUAUCGCGGGGAGAAUCGUGUCCACGUGUUGGGACAUCAGGGAGCUCUUUGACGAAAUGGAAAAGGCUCACACCGGGUUGAAAAGUCUCAAGUCCGAGCUCGAGAACUUCAAGACAGAGUUCCAGCUCGUCACCCCAAUGGCGUUGGCUGGUAGUAUGAUGCAAGCAGGUCUCACUUACGGGAACAAGGUGGCGUGCUUUGCCCUUAUGUCCGUCGCAAUAACGAUAAUCACGUUUGCAAUACAGCCUGCCCUGACAUGGUAUCACCGAAAGUCAGGGCAUCAAGUUUGCUUGCCUAUGAAACCAAAGAAGCUGGAUAUGGUUAUGGACUCAGAUGAGGCUGUGUCCAUGAAGCGGAGUGGUUUCUCGCUUCCGCCAUUCCCGGACUUUGUGUAUAAAAGACAUAGCCGGAGGUCCGACGCAGGCAUGAAUGAGGUCUGA
This is a messenger RNA of Colletotrichum gloeosporioides, 1713 nucleotides long. RefSeq lists its product as uncharacterized. The coding region runs from base 1 to 1713 and encodes 570 amino acids. The record is from RefSeq and is a predicted model, not a curated record. Lineage: Eukaryota; Fungi; Ascomycota; Sordariomycetes; Glomerellales; Glomerellaceae. The transcript is spliced from 6 exons.